ACAACAACAACAACAACUAAAACAACACCGCCGCCGCCACCGCUGCCGCCGAGGAGUUCACUGCCAUAUCAAUGGCCACACAAUCGGCAACGGUGGCAUCCGUAUCACUGUUGACCAGAUUUAGUGACCAACUAUUCAGUGUCAACGGCCAGAGCUAUCUAAUACUGUCGAUAAGCGGCCGACCACUGAACGCGACCAACAGUUUUACGCUACAAAAUCUUGUCGUCAAACUUGUGGACAACGAAAGCAAAGCCGACGACAAACCGGACGGAAAACAACUUCUUCUUCGUCUUCUUCAACGCGAAGAACAGUCGUGUCAGACGGAUAUCGUUGCAAACGACCGGAAAAAUGCUAGCAUUCGCUGCAAAGACGUUCAGUUGCAGACCAGCGGCAGACAACUCGCUGAACCAGUCGGUGAUAAUCAGCGAUUAAGAGAACAGUUGCUGAAUCAGUUGAUACAAUCGACAGGUAGUGUCACCGGAUUUGGUCAUCAAUUAAUGGCAAACAAUGGCUGUUCUGCUUCUUCUUCUAACGAAACCCAUGGAAAUAGUUUGGAACCGUUCGGUGUUGUCGUCGUCGUCGACAAACAAGAAGACAAUCACCAGACAGUUGUUGAAACACUUAUCGAUCUGAACGAUAGCCACCCGACUGAUGGUCUGUCCACUUCACGACAGCAAUCGACGCCGCCAUCAUCGCAGUCAACAUUGACGGUCAGCCAUACAAAUGUCAUACAAACUAUCAGUAGUAGUGGUGGACAAACAUUAGUGACCAUCGAUGACGAUUACGACGGCGACAUUGACAAUAUCGUCACGUUAUGAGGAUGUCGUACAAUGUUUCAGAAAUUACAACAACAAUAGUAUCGGUAGUAGUGGUGGUAGUAGUG
This is a messenger RNA of Oppia nitens, 883 nucleotides long. RefSeq lists its product as uncharacterized. The transcript has 2 exons. Bases 72 to 818 code for a protein of 248 amino acids. Lineage: Eukaryota; Metazoa; Arthropoda; Arachnida; Sarcoptiformes; Oppiidae. The record is from RefSeq and is a predicted model, not a curated record.